Molecule: messenger RNA, 3717 nt
Organism: Haliotis rufescens (red abalone)
Lineage: Eukaryota; Metazoa; Mollusca; Gastropoda; Lepetellida; Haliotidae
Exons: 6
Coding region: 950-1471 (173 amino acids)
Source: RefSeq, a predicted model, not a curated record
GUAGCAAGAAACAGGUUGGAAAUGUUCAUCACUUGCUGAAAUCCACCACGCCACCAAUUAUAGCGAAUCCGGUAUUCGAACUAUGACAAGCGAUCCUGACAGCAAAGAUCGAAACUGCACAGCGAACUGGAACUCCUUCAGACUUUGGCCCACCCGUACCCCAACUGUUGGAGGACAACUGACGAGCUUACAAUGUGCAUGAAACUAGCAGGUGUUGUUUACCUGUCAGUAUUUAUAUUCGGGGGAAAUUUCAGGGAAUUCAAUCCGGGAAGUAGUAUAUAGAUUGUAAGGUCUAAAGAUAGCUGAUAAUGUGACACCAUGAACCAGGAAGGAAUCUGCAAGAUAUAGACAUUCACAUUUAAAAGCGCAGUUCAUAUAUGCAGGUGAUUUCUCAACGGUGAAGAGACUUUAUAACGUGCAGUUCGUUCAGUGGUGCUUCAUAUUAACAAAUAUCGAUGAAACUCGUUGGUUCUGAUUGGAGGGUACCUAGUGAAGCCGUCUUUAAUUAACACAAGUCCGGAGUGUGGAAUCAGAGCUUCCCAUGACUAGACCCCCAAGUGGAAGGCCGCUCUGUGUGUUUCGGCUCGAAACUUCCGGUGCGCAAUGUUGACUGUGGUUACUGCGACAGCUAGCAGGUGGAUCCAGGCCGAUGCUUUGGUCUGAUGAGGCCAAUAGCGUACCAUGCUACCGUUUGGCGUUAUUGGCAUUUAAUGGUGAACUCCUUUUGGUCAAUAACUUGAUGCUUCAUCGACCUGGACUAUCCGUACAAUUCUUUAAGCUUAAAACACGUCAGGUGUCUCAGGAACUAGUUUAAUUUUUAAGUCACUUACAAAAGAGACGUCACCAUUUUGACAAGGCACCGGAAGACAUAUAUCGGACCAUCACUGGAACUUUGACUUGACCUUGCACGGGGCCUUGCGCGUGUCCCAAGCUGAAGCGUUUUAAAAGCAUGGCUGAGGGCACCGUAUAUCAGCAAAAUGACCAGUUGUGUAAGGAGAUCAAGGACAAAUUUCACGAACAGCUCAAGACAAACACACAGUACCUGUCCCAACUGAAGGAACGACACAUAAUGAGAUAUGGGGCGGCGGUUCCAGUUAAAGCUACCCUCUCCAAGAUUUCUAAGAUGCCAAAAAUGGUUGAAGAUAUCGUCAAAGAACUCCACCAGACAAAUAAAGAAAUUUCCGACCUUAUGGGGAAACUUCCUGUUGAAGAGACAGCAUCUGUGGAACUCAGAGAUUCAGCAUAUUCAGGCAGUAGCGGUAUACCUAGCUGGCAGGGCAGUCCAGAUGAAGGCUUGAUUGAGGCUGUGCAAGAGGAGGCCAAUGGAGAUGCUGGGUACGUGCCGAUGCGACCUGAGAGUGUAUGCUUUGUGGAACGGCAAGGAGCAGCCUCCCAAACCCCACGACGGGAUAGGGGCACACGACAGGCCGUGGAAGACCCAGAUGUCGCGGAGGAAAAACCCUCUACCUAGACCGGCGUCUCACUGUCAGAUCGGUUAGAUACCAACAAUAGUGCACGUGAAUGCUUGUUUGAAUUACAGCUGUGUAUAUUCUCAAACCGCAGGGAUGUUACAUCAUUCUGCAUGACGUGAGGAAUGACGUGACAUGAUAUGUCUGUCAGUGCGGUUCAGCUAUGUUUUAUCACCAUACAGGUGUGUUAUAUAAAGUUUUAUAUCCCAGAUGCUAAAUUCAUCAUGAUUUUCAGUGCUAAUUUGCCUUACAUGGAUUUUGUUUCGAUGGAUAAUCGAGACUGGUUAUUCUCUGGCGUUGUCGUUAUAAAUUACAAUACAUCAUAACUUCGUCCAUUUAGUUCAAGUAUAGAUUUUAUUAGUUAAUCAUCAAGCCAUGCAACAAAAUCACCGUUUUCAAUAUUGUUUUCACUGACUGUUGCUUCUGACAGUGGGUGCACACUAAUCUGACACUGUGUGAGUGAGAGAAUGAGAAUUAUUUUACGCCGCUCGUAUUGCCAAAGACAACAUACCGGACGUUUUGCAGAUGUCUACGUGUCAAAGUCAGACCUUGAAGGUGAUAGGCAAAUGUGACAUGACGUAAUUAUAGAAUAACCCACAGGGUAUGAAUGCUUAUGGAAAAAAUGUCACGAGUCAAAUUAAUUCUUAAAGUUCCGAGUUUUAGCAAAAGAGCCCUCCCCCUCUUCACUGUCUCCGACUCUCUGCCUCAGCACAGGAUUUCCCUCUCUCAUAAAUUUUCUAGCAAAACUAGAAUCUGCUUAACUGAACAACUUUCCUCGUCUCCAUUUCCUCGUGGAUACUGAUCAUAAUCAUGUUUAUAUGUGAAUCAUACUCUGGAUAUGAUGCACAUUUAUGUAAAUUAUCAAUACUCACAAUAGUUAAGGAAGAGCAUAUUUAAAAUGUGAGCGUCGUUCAAUACCGGAAAAGGCCGAAUACACCCGAGAGUACCAACUGCAGCCAAGUGAACAUCAAAACAGAGACCAUGUACCGGUAUAUGACCUCUGAUAAAACAAUGUGCAAUCAAGGUGAUGUGUUCGACUAAUUAUUGUAAUUGUAUUAUUGUUGUCGUGUGGUAUGAACGAGAUUUGGAAGAGAUAGCAUGUGACAUGUGAUAACCCAACUGUUACAAACGGUUUAACCUCGGUUUGCCGGCACCCUGAAUGUUAUGAUAAGCGAUUAAAUGUGCCGGCAAUUUAGAUGUUUAUCUAAAGGAUAGGAAAGAGGACCGCAAUGUGGGUAGCGGUAUUGAGAGGGAAAAUCAGGGCUCAAGUCACCAACAGAAUAUGCUGAUUCUGUGGCAAGAUUUAUUGGUUUGUGAGUUAAAAUGUAUGUGAAGUGUAAAUAAUUAAUUUAAUUUCUGACUUUAAGUUUAUAUAUUUUGUAUGUAUGAACACAUGUAUGAUUUACAAUGUAUGCUGUAUGUACAUGAGAAAUAAAAUAACGAAAGUCAUGUUGUCCCCCCCCUCAGUAUAAAGUCUCCCCCCUGAUUAUUCGGUUUGUUGCAAUGUCUUUUAGUAAAGACAAACCGAGCAAACGAGGUGUCCCCGUUACAAACACCCAUUGUAAUUAUGCCACAGAGUGGUAUAUGUUUAAUGGGGAAAGUCUUUGUAGAGGAAAGUCUAAAGCGACACAGGCCGCAGAUGUUUACAUGUAUGGUGAAGCACCGACAUGUUCCUGACAGAUAAAAAAUAAAUUUAAACAAAUCGGGGCAAAUUUGGGGUUCGCACGUAAAAACCUUACUAACACGUGGUCAUUAGGGCGCGAUGUAAUGUGGUGCCUAGCCUGUCUCACAGUCCCUUAAGCAUAUUAUUUUUCCGUCCGCCCAUCCCAUUCUGUAAUGCAAAAGCCCUAAAUGAAACAAGUAUAGAUAUUCCUCAUGUUCUGAAUUACCCAUCUCACUGGGGCUCCUUUUCAAUUUGAAGUGAAUUAUUUGUUUCUAUGAGACUGAGUGUUAGUCUAUCCCCUACCUAAUGAACACAGUUACCCCUGCCUUAAUGCGAUGGAUAGCGAAAAAGAUUCGCGCAAUUAUAUCAAUAAAAAUAUACGGUUGAUUUAAGGCACAUUUAAGUGUUAUGAUUUAAAUAUAACUGUUAUAUUUCGAAAUUGUGAAUUCUGUAAAAUCUUAUUUUAUGCCCGAAAACGUUACUAGAUAUUUAGUGUGAGCAGUAUUAAAUAUAGCCAUGUUGAUCUUCAUACCAAUGUGUCUCAGUAUGUUUAAUAAACAGUCCAUAUGGGCAUUAUUGUGAUUC